Messenger RNA from Nematocida major, 2640 nucleotides. RefSeq lists its product as uncharacterized. The transcript has a single exon. The coding region runs from base 1 to 2640 and encodes 879 amino acids. NCBI's taxonomy places the organism in Eukaryota, Fungi, Microsporidia. The record is from RefSeq and is a predicted model, not a curated record.
AUGAACGCAAAAUUUUAUGCACUUAUGCUUGCUGCGCUGCUGCACUGCGCGCUUGCGCGAGUGUCGUUUGGCGAGAUCAUAGAGAUGCAAAGCACUGAAAUAGGAGAAAGUACCGAAUUUAUAAAUCCGAGGGGGCCGCUCUGCCUGCUGCGCGGGUUCCUCUACUCCGAGCAGGGCUACAUGCACAACAAGCGCUUCUUUUCGCCUGAAAUAGAAACUGACUACAAAGUGAAGCCUGUUGGGGAUAUUGAAACCACAGAAGAGCACAAAUACACAAGAAACGCACAGAAUGACAAGCCCUAUCCGCCUGCAGAGGGGCCCGCUCUUAGCGCCGGUAUUGCUGCCACAGACUACGCUGUGGAGUACCACCGCACCCUCAUCGAGAUGUUUCCGUCUGUCGACGGGCACACUCUGUCGGUCGCUGUCGCCCGAGAUGACUCCUUCUUCCAGUUUCUGAAAAGAAUGCCCAGCAACCACGCGCACUACAUGCUGGCUGCGCUGGUCCUGCUGAGCGAGGGCGUGGACGUGCCCAUCGAGGCAACAGAGAAGGAAGUAAAACUAGAAAUAGGCAGCAUAAAAGUUGAGGAAAAUAUAUGCGAAAAGGCUGCACAGGUUAUAAACUUCUUCAAAGAGAACAUGCAAAAAGAAAAACUGCCGGACACGCCAGAGGCCUUCAGCACUGGGGACUUUCUAAACACGCCGCAGUUCCUCAUCCAGGCGUACGUCUUUGAGUACAUCACGAGCAAGGACGACGCCCUGGACUUCGCAGCGUGCGUGCACGCCAUCCUCACAAGCCUGCCGAAAAAAGACUAUAAAGACGUAUACAGCGCGUGUUUUGUGGAGAGCAAGGCCGAGGAAGACGAACUUCUGCACCAGCUUAGGAUGAUUCAGAAAGCCAUGAAGAAUCUGGACUCGUUCCCGUUCACCAGCCCAAGCAUGCUGCCGGCGUACACAAGCGUGCAUGCCUGCAAGAGAGGCCAAACAGAGCUUUUGGAGGAAACCUUCAGCAACUACGUGGAGGCCGGCCUGCUUGCGCUCUUCUGCUGCCUUGCACACGACCCAGCACAGAAAAAGUACAACGCAGACGCCAUGCUCGGCGAGGCAAAGGAGAAUGAGGAAACAGAGGCUCUGCGUACAUUCUUUCAGUUGGAAAGUGUCAGCCCAAAGACGUGCACCACCAAAGAGACGAUGCAGGAGUGGAACCGCGUCGUGUCAGGCCUGCAGAGCGAGCACAUCGCGUACGCAAGAGAAAACAGAAACCAGGUGCGCUCCGGAAUCUUCAACAUGCUCUACGUUGUGGCAGAGGUGACGGGCAGGCGGAAGGAGGAGGAGCCAAGAAUACGCAAGCUUGAGCUGAUGCUAGAAGGCUGCAAAAUUGACGAGGCCUAUGAAGAUGUGUUUAAAAAAAUACAGAUGUAUGUGAAAGAGAUUUUUGCGUCUCUCUCCGUGGAUAAGAGCUUGAGAGUUAAGUUUUCUGAUUUUAAAGUGUGCGAGCAGGGCAAUGGGCAGAAGGACAUGUGCGGAAACAUCACCCUAAAGUACACAGACGAAAACGAGGUGCUUCAGCAAGGCAUAUGCCUUGCCUUUUCGCCUGGGGACCUAGUGGUUAUCCUUUGCCCGCUCGCCGUUGUUUCCUUUGAAUUGGAAGACAUUGAGGCCUUCUUUUCAGUGGAUGGCUACCCAAAGCCCAGCACCUUUGCCGAGUGCUUAUUUUCCAGAUACAAAGACAUGUGGAGGUCCAAGGCAACGGCGCCCUACACAUCUAAAGUUAUUCGAAAGAUUUGGGAUGCCACAAAGCGCCUGGCUGUGAGUAAAAUCCCGAAACAGCCAAACCAGCUUUUUGUACUGGGCAUGGCCUUGGGAUAUAGGUAUGCACGUGAAAUCGUUGAGCAGUUCACCUGUUGUGCAGGGAUUGCCAAACUUAUUCCGGAUUCUUCUCACACGGGCGCGCGCCUCAUCUUGAAUCUGAUCGGCAGUUUUCCGCUGGACGACUACAAAACACAGGAAUCUCUACUGAAACCCCUGGUCUUUUUGGCAGAUACAGUUUUUCUACGGUCAAAAAUCAUACUGACAGCUAAAAGAUUUUCUGAAUUCUAUAGAGACACACGCAUGAUCGCCAGAUUAGGAAGAUACGCUGAUAGAAACCGCCAGGAGGCGGUGGGUGCCAUGAUGCAGUAUUUUAAAUUAUAUAAGAUAGGCGCACGCCAGCCUUUGUUCCUGUGUAGUGCACUAGGCAGCUUUUGGGGCGUUUCUGACGUAUUUGGCCCUUUGCUUUCAAACUUGACAGCGCAACAUAUAGAAAAGCUUGACGAGCUUUUUCUAGACGUGGAGCCGGAUGACAUGGAGAGGGCGCUGGAUGCCAAGGCGCUCUUCGACCUCUUUCUGUUUUUACACUGCUUGGAAGAUUCGAGCAGUCUGGAUGGGCUAGUCCGUAUCCUGUUUCGAAAAAUUUCCCAAAGAUCGUUCAAAGUGUAUGAGGAAAACAAAUGCAUAAUUUAUGGAAGCAAGAAGAUGAUCCACGCAAUGCUCGCGGCUAUGGAGAAACACCAGAGCAUUUUGUUCUGGGAGAUCAAUGACAAUGAAAACUUUGAAAAACUUCUGUGCUUGCUUCAUUCUUCCAUGACAUCUGACAAGGAUUAA